Molecule: messenger RNA, 1182 nt
Organism: Nicrophorus vespilloides
Lineage: Eukaryota; Metazoa; Arthropoda; Insecta; Coleoptera; Silphidae
Product: leucine-rich repeat-containing protein 23-like
Exons: 9
Coding region: 1-1182 (393 amino acids)
Cellular component (GO): cytoplasm
Molecular function (GO): protein binding
Source: RefSeq, a predicted model, not a curated record
AUGUCAGACUCGUCUGAAGAUGAAAUAUCCGAUGAAGAAGUUCUUGGCGAAGUUCCAAAAUCGGCGGCUGGUGAAGGAGCCAAGGAGGCGGUUACCAUAACGAUCCAAGAAAAACGAUUGACUUUCGAUGAGGCCUCGAAGUGCUUGAACACCCUGGGCAAGGAUGAAAGUGGAAUGCGUUACGCGUACUUAAAAGUAACAGUGACCGAUCGGAAGCUGACCGACGUGAGAAUCCUGACGAACUUUCGUCAUCUGCUCUUCGUCGACGUGAGCGGAAACUACCUUAACCUGCAGGCCCUACAGACGUUCAGCGGUCUUCCCUUCCUGGUACAGCUGUACGCGCAGCGUAACUUCGUCGAGUGCGCCCUUCUCAAGGAAAUGCCCUACCUACAGGAUUUAUCGUUGUCGAGGAACCAAAUUACCAUAACCAGCGGGAUCGAACAGCGGGCGCUCGAGUAUCUGGAUUUGAACUUUAAUCAAAUCUAUCAGAUGGAAUUCGAUUCGAGUCUUCUGCCGCAUCUGAAACUGUUGGAGCUGCGUGGAAAUUAUCUGUUUGAAGUGGGUGGAAAUAUCCCGGAAUCAAUUGAAAAGUUAUAUUUGGCCUCCAAUAGGAUAUCGCGGAUAAUCGAAUCGGACCUUUCGAAGUUGCGAAACCUGAAGGUGCUUCACUUACGAAACAACAUGCUACGCAAAUUAAAUGGAUUCGGACCGCAGUUGGAGAACUUGAGGUAUCUGAAUUUAAGGCAGAAUCGCAUUACGAAAGUGCGGCAAUUCAGAAAGUUGGCCGCCCUGCCAUGUCUGGAUACGCUUAUUUUAACCCAAAAUCCAGUUAGCGGUGAGCGAGCAAAAAAAAAAGAACGAAACUCAGGGGAGGGCGGGUCUGAAAUGGGUGGUGAGGGUGAUCAAGCCAGCGACGAGGAAGAUGCCGAGGACGAACAGGAGCCGACGGAUCCUCUCAGGUGGAUACGGAUCGGAAUACUGGUGCUUUUGCCCAAUUUAAUCAGGAUCAAUAAGAUGAUUGUUUCUUACGAUGAAAGGGAAAAGGCUAAGAUGAUUUACAAUGAACGAUUGGCUGAAAUCAUGGCUGAAGAAAGUAGCGAGGACGAACUUGAUCCUGUGACCUCAACAACGGAAUACCUAACAGAAUUGGAUGAGGUUGAGGACGAGGAAGGCGACAUGUGA